GACUUCAUAAUCUCGCGAGGCGGAGCGUUGGCAGGAAGAAUUCGCGGGAACUGUUGUCAACAGCGUUGCGGGAUACAAACUCCCAAAACUCAGGAUCUAACCGGGUAUUUCACAUUUAAAACCUUUGGGCGGAGGGUCCCAGCUCUUACGCACCAACAUGUUCUCCGACCUGACUGCGCAGAAACAGGGCUCGUCUCUGCUCUGUCGACCGGCGGAGGACCAGGCUCCGGUGUUCGACCGGGUGGCACCGGCAUUUAGUGCCUGCUCGCAGCAGUUCAAGGUGGGAGAGCGGAGCUUCAACCGCCAGUACGCUCACAUUUACGCCGCCAGACUGAUGCAGAUGAGGCCGCUGCUGACAGAGAGAGCCCAGCAGAAGUGGGGGUCGGACGUGCUGGUCAGGAAGCUGUGCGACCUGCAGACGGGGGAGCAGUGUUGCAUCGUGGGAACGUUGUUCAAGAGAAUGGACCUGCAGCCUUCCAUCCUGAAAGAGAUCAGCGAGGAGCACAACCUGCUACCGCAGCCUGCCAGGGUGAAAUUCAUCAGCGACACAGAUGAGCUGAUCCUGGAGGACGAGCUCCAGAGGAUCAAACUGGAGGGUAAAAUUGACCGAGACAAGUGCGUCACAGGUAGCGUCAUUGCCAUCUACGGAGCGGAGAGGAACGAUGGCAAGUUCACUGUGGAGGACUUCUGCACUGCUGACCUUCCUCCUCAGAGCAGCAGACCCACACUCGGUGCUGACAGGUUCGUGCUGCUGGUCUCAGGACUUGGCCUGGGCAGCAGCCACGCUGACAGCAUGCUGGGGCUGCAGCUGCUGGUCGACAUGGUGACAGGUCAGCUGGGUGACCAGGGGGAGCAGAGCGGUGCCGCAACCAUAUCCCGAGUCCUGCUGGCUGGAAAUCUGCUCAGUGAAAACACUCAAGAUAAGGAAGCGUCCACCAAGCCCAAGUACCUCACCAAGAAGAGUCAGGCUGGCAGUGUGGAGGCCAUGCGCCUGCUGGAUGAGCUCCUCCUUCAGUUAGUGGCCUCGGUCCCGGUGGAUGUGAUGCCCGGCCAGCACGAUCCCACCAACUUCACACUCCCGCAGCAGCCUCUGCACCGCUGCAUGUUCCCCCUGUCCUCGGUCUACCCCACACUCAUGCUGGCGUCCAACCCCUACCAGGCUGAGGUCGACGGGGUCAGGUUCCUGGGCACAUCAGGUCAGAACGUGUGUGACAUGGAGCGGUACAGCAGCAUGGACAGUCACCUGGAGAUCCUGGAGGAGACCCUGCGGCUGCGGCACUUGGCUCCCACCGCACCUGACACGCUGGGUUGUUACCCUUUCUACCAAAAAGACCCCUUCAUCCUGGAGCAGUGUCCCCACGUCUACUUCAGCGGCAACGCCUCCAAGUAUGGGUCUAAGGUCAUCGAAGGUCCGGAUGGACAGGAAGUUCUGCUGGUGACAGUCCCGAAGUUCAGCAGCACACAGACGGCCUGCCUGGUCAACCUGCGCACUCUGGAGUGCGAGCCGGUCAGUUUCUCAGCCUUCUCUGCUGAAGACGACGAGGAAAGUGAGAUGAAUAUCAGCCACUGAGAGAGUUGGAAUCCUGCAUUUGUACUGUAAACAUAAUAAAUGUUU
Messenger RNA from Synchiropus splendidus (mandarinfish), 1615 nucleotides. RefSeq names its product polymerase (DNA directed), delta 2, regulatory subunit (gene pold2). The transcript is spliced from 11 exons. The record is from RefSeq and is a predicted model, not a curated record. Gene Ontology annotation, cellular component: delta DNA polymerase complex. Gene Ontology annotation, biological process: DNA strand elongation involved in DNA replication; DNA replication. Bases 158 to 1570 code for a protein of 470 amino acids. NCBI's taxonomy places the organism in Eukaryota, Metazoa, Chordata, Actinopteri, Syngnathiformes, Callionymidae. Gene Ontology annotation, molecular function: DNA binding.